Linum tenue is the source of this 374-nucleotide messenger RNA. Lineage: Eukaryota; Viridiplantae; Streptophyta; Magnoliopsida; Malpighiales; Linaceae. The record is from the annotation of a GenBank genome assembly.
GUAGCACUCCACUCCAUCCACUUAAUGUAACCCUACACAAAAUGGGCUGGAUGGAUCAAGUUGAAUACAGAUGGGGAGCAGCCCAGGGGAACCAAGGCCUCAUUUCAGCAGGUGGCGCUCUUAGGGAUGUCAAUGGCGAUUGGAUUGCAGGGUUCUGCAGUAAAAUCGGUACAGGUACGGCAAUUGAAGCAGAACUUUGGGGAAUCUAUAAAGGUAUUGAUCUUGCUUGGAACAAAGAAGUUAAAUUCCUGAUCAUAGAGACGGACUCCCAACUAGCCUUAGAUCUGCUGAAUAAGAGAACAGACCCGACUCACCCGCUAGCUACUCUCUUGCGAGCUAUCCGGAGGCUGAUUGCGCAAGAGUGGGUGGUCCAG